Messenger RNA from Perca flavescens (yellow perch), 827 nucleotides. Its product is annotated as sialic acid-binding Ig-like lectin 14. The record is from RefSeq and is a predicted model, not a curated record. Gene Ontology annotation, molecular function: sialic acid binding. Gene Ontology annotation, cellular component: plasma membrane. The transcript has 2 exons. Gene Ontology annotation, biological process: cell adhesion. The coding region runs from base 1 to 621 and encodes 206 amino acids. NCBI's taxonomy places the organism in Eukaryota, Metazoa, Chordata, Actinopteri, Perciformes, Percidae.
AUGAUUCCUCCUCUGACAGAGGGACAGCAGAGCACACUGAGCUGCACUGCUCCUGGUCUCUGCUCUGGAUCUGUUCCUGAAAUCAGCUGGACGUGGAGAGGAGCAGGAGAGAAGGACUCUCACAUCACAGGAAACAUCACUGCUUUCAGGACUGAGAAUCUGACUGCUGUCACUCAGAGACACAGCUCAACCCUGACCUUUAACUCUUCAGCUGAACACCACGGCACCAAUGUCAGCUGUAAGGUCAGCUUCACCAACAACAUCACUACAGAGGAGACUGUCACUCUGAAUGUGGCCUAUGUGAAAGAAGUUAAAAUCACUGGGGAUACAAGUGUGAAGGAGGGUGAGACUCUGAAUCUGAGCUGUAGUGUUGAAAGUUUCCCUCCAUCUCUCAUCACCUGGACUAAACUCGGCUUUAACAGAACCCUGAACAAUGACACUGGAACAGCCACACUUGUCAUCCCCAACGUGACAGCAGAAUAUUUUGGACAGUACAUAUGUACAGCAAAACAUCAGAACAACACCCUGAUGAAAGAAGUAAACAUAACAGUGAUAUGUAAGUACACAGUAAAACUGUUUUUACACAGAAGAUUUGUCGUUGUAUUUUUCAUCAUGGGGUAACUGAAACUUAUACAGAGAACACCCUUUCCUAAAUCUCCCUAAAUGCAUGCUGAUUAAUGUUCACAUUUAUUGUUAACUUUGCAAAAUGUAGAAAAUGCCUUCAUAGCUCAAUGUAGAUAUCCUGAAACAAAACAAAAAAUGUUGUGUCCUAUAUUAUUAGGAUCUGCAGCCUUCCCUGUGUUCUUCCCCUUGUUUCCCCCCUCCUG